GCCGAAUGUAUCAAAUCUGGCAGAGGUUUGUAAUGUUGAAGCUGCGAGAAUCUACCGAAGAUGGGGAUUGUAUUGUACUUUGACUAACCACUGGGACAUAAGAUGUCAAUCAUGAAUAUUAUAACGUAAACUCAAUCCAUAGGACUGUGAGUGUGACGCAUAAUACAGCUUUUAAUAUCUCUGCCAAGAAGAGAUCGGUGGCAAUAUGAGUUUCGUUAUAUCUAAUAUGCGUUUUCAUUUUCCACGUAACCCUGGUAACCUGGUAUUUUUAAUUGGUAGCAUAUUUACCUUAAUUGUUCUUGCUGUGUCAUACAGGAAAAUUGAUAAAAUGGUUCCGGAAGUAAGAAAUGUCAACAUUAACAAAUACAACGAUCAACAGUCAGCGUUGUUUUCAAGCCACACGUACAAGGAUAACCCGCCUACAUAUAUGACUAACUAUGCGUGGGCGAUGCAGAAGAACUAUCUUCCGAAUUUCUACACUAGACGAGUCUUCUCUGGUACUAACCGCUGGCCAUCCGAUUCCUUCUACGCCAACGGAUCUAUUGUAUUUGUGGAUAACCAUAAUUCAGCUGGAGGUGUGAUGAAAGAGUGUAUGUCACUGCUUGCCGCCAAUGUGUCUUUACCCAAACCAACACUGGUAUGGAACAAUAACGUUGCAAAGUUCUAUUCAGAGAUGAGCGGUGACGGGAGCAAUCAGUUGCUUGAGAAGAUGUAUCUUGGCGGUUUCACAAUGGGUGUCUGCGAUUAUACCAAUGAACCGUGUUCCUACUUUACGGUCAUACGAGAACCAUAUGAACGUAUUAUAGCAUCUUACGUGUACUGUAAAGGUGCCAAUGAGUUGCCAUGCCUAGCACGGAGCGCGAAAGGAAAAUUACUCACGCUGAAGGAAUGGGCGAUGCGUCAGGGAAGUUUCUUUUUCAGACAAUUGCUCCACAAACCGGACGUUUGUAGCAUAGCCUACCUGUCAACAAUUGAAUCGUUUCGACAACCAGACGAUCCCACCGCUGCAACUAUGCCGUGUUGGUAUCGAAAUAAACUGUAUCUGGAUCAUAUCAUGGAUUCACAAGAGAAAUUAAAGGUUUUGGAUUUUGUUCUGGAACACUUAGAAACGUGGUUCGGUGUUGUUGGAAUUACUGAAGAGUAUGACACGUUUCUGAAACUUUUGCAACAUGCUUAUAAGUUACCUUUUGAAAAGAUUUGUUUGGACACCGUUGAACAAGAGGUUUUCAAAACGGAAGGUGACUAUCUAUCGCAAAGUGAACUGCUAGUUGACUUGAAACGAGAGCUUCUCGCCGACCAAGAAGUAUUCGAAGCUCUUUACUUCGACAUCAGAAUAUAUCAGAAAAUUCAGGAAAUAUUUGUGAGUCAGAAACAAAUUUACUUCACCAAUGUUGAACAUCAAUCGCGAGUGGAAGAGUAG
Saccoglossus kowalevskii is the source of this 1420-nucleotide messenger RNA. RefSeq lists its product as uncharacterized. NCBI's taxonomy places the organism in Eukaryota, Metazoa, Hemichordata, Enteropneusta, Harrimaniidae. The record is from RefSeq and is a predicted model, not a curated record.